Peronospora matthiolae is the source of this 312-nucleotide messenger RNA. Lineage: Eukaryota; Oomycota; Peronosporomycetes; Peronosporales; Peronosporaceae. The record is from the annotation of a GenBank genome assembly.
AUGUCUGGACGUGGCAAAGGCGGCAAAGGACUGGGCAAGGGCGGCGCCAAGCGUCAUCGCAAGGUCCUCCGCGACAACAUCCAGGGUAUCACGAAGCCUGCGAUCCGUCGUCUCGCUCGUCGUGGCGGUGUGAAGCGUAUCUCGGGUCUCAUCUACGAGGAGACGCGCGGGGUGCUCAAGGUGUUCCUCGAGAACGUCAUCCGCGACUCGGUCACGUACACGGAACACGCGCGCCGUAAAACCGUGACGGCGAUGGACGUCGUGUACGCGCUUAAGCGCCAGGGACGCACGCUGUACGGCUUUGGCGGAUAA